UUUCAUAUGAAAACGUAUGAAAGUGGAUUGCAAUCGACCGUCUUAAAAUGAAAUAACACUCAUAGCCAGUUUUGAAUAUUUGCGUUAAUUUUGAUUGAAUAUUUAAAGAGUAGCCUAAUUCAUAAUUAGAUAAAGUAGUUUACGUUACUAGGCAGAUACAAAGUCUUCCCGUUGCGUUGGCAAAUUAUGUGUAUGCACUUACAUUAGCUGAGCAUUGGCGGAAUGUGAGUGAAGUGGUUUAGUGGUUUAUACUACUUGAAUUCUGGACAUUAGCUUACAAUUAAGUUUAUGUUACUGAGAAAUGUUAAGUCGUGUUAUUCAAAUUUGUAGCUACCAAGCUAACGUUCUGUGGUGUUUCAAUCUAGCUAGCUUCUAGCGUGCAGAAGCAGCGAUCUACGGUUCUGUACUUGUUAAUGUUGACAAACAUUCAUUAAUUCAUUUUCUAGUUUUGAGUUUUUGUGAACCGUGAGAACGUAACUUGCUAGCUCAAUAACUAGCUACGUUUUCCGUUUUGACCAUGGCGGGAAAUGAUAGCUAACGUUAGUCUAGCUAGUCAACUCCGUUAAAUAAAUUUUCCCGUGCAUUAGCCUACGUUAGGUAACCUGGUCGAAGUAUUUCGUUUGCGUACUAGUUAGUCAUUUUCCCUAAGAUUGUAUUUUAUAAUGUCAAUGUCAACGUAAGCUGACUAUUCUACCACGAGGGCUGAGUUCGGCUCACGGGGGCGAUUUUACAGACACGGCUAAGAAGUGGGGAAACAUGCUUCAGAUAAGUCUCUCGUCUCCAGACGAGAUUGACGACCACUGUGAAAGCAGGACAACUGGACGCCCGGUACAGAGUCUUCCGGCAUUUUUAAAUACUCCACAUACAAGACAGGACCGAGAUGAAGAACAUGCAACGCAAUCCAGGUGGAUUCGUGGAUGCGCAGAAGAAGCCUGUCUGUGGGAAGACGAAGGAGGAGGAGGAUUGCUCGUUACACCACUAUCACAGCAAUCGGAUGGUAAAGGGCUGAGACGGAGAGCAACUUAUGACAGCACAGAUCAGCUCAGGUCCUUGGGAGAUGAAGGUGAUACCUACAGUUAUGAAGAGACCAGAGUGCCUGAUGCUGAGGACUACAAAGCAGAGGAAGACCUUAGUUUAAAUUCAUCUGAUCUGAGCAUGGAGGGAGAGAGUGAUGUGGUCACCAAAUUGGUACAUGCACAAAACUGCCUUAAGAAGAUCAAUGCCGAGCUGCAGGAAACGGUGGACGUGACAGAGGACUCCAACGCCAUCCUCCGCUCCGAGAACAGCAUGCUGAGGAAUCAAGUCAAAGGGAUGAGACAGGCUGUGGACAAUGCAAAGCAGCUGAUGGACGAAGUGGAGGAGAUGCGUGGCUCCCUGGCAGAGCUGGCGAAGGCCAAAGGCAAGCUGGAGACCAUCAUAAAACAGAUGGAAAAAGAAAAUGAAAUGCUGAAAAAUCAGCUUGAGACGCUCACUAAUGAGAUGUGUAAUACCUCUGAGAGACAAAUAGACAAAGAGAAGAUUAUUCAUCUUAGUAGCCUCCUGCAAGACCUAGAGAAAGACAUGGAACGAACAAGAUUAACUCUUGACCACAAAGAGGAAGUUAUUCAGAAGAAGGAUUUCCAGAUUGAACAGUUGGAAAGUUCCCAGGCAGAAUACUCUUUGAUUGUCCAAGAUCUGAAAGAGAAGCUGAAGGAUCUGGAGGACCAGUUGGCCGAAGCUUUAAUUACAGGAGAGGGAAGCUUCCAGGACCUGGACGGCACUUUCUGCCCCACCGCUCGAAGUGGCAGCGUCUCCCUGUGUGAAGAGCUGAGGCUGCUGCAACAUGUCAGUGCGCAGGAACCAUAUGAGGAGGAGACAGAGGUUGCAGAUGAUUCUAGCACUCCAAAACUAAGAUGGUGGGAGAGAAAGUGGAGUAGGCUGAAGAGAGGGGCUCAUGCAGCCGGAGCUCUGAGCUUUCGCAUUCUGGUGCCCCUGUGUGUGGCCACUGCCAUUGUACCCAUUUAUUAUGACAACCCAGGCCUGAGCUGUGUGGAGAUCAUUAUGAACACUGCCCAUCGCUUGAUUCAGCCAUACUGCUCUGUCCAGCACAUUGGCCUCCCACCUAUCUGAUGACUACACACACAAACAUACAAGUCCAAACAAUUGUAUGCAACAGACUGCUGCCACGUACACGCAAUAUAUAAAUACAAAUUUUACUCUCUCAUUUUGCACAUUAAAUAAGUUCAUGACAAUUUCUCUUUCAUGUAUGUAACUGUUUACUUGACUUCGUUCUGUUAUGAAAGUCAUUAUCCAGC
This is a messenger RNA of Anguilla anguilla (European eel), 2294 nucleotides long. Its product is annotated as inositol 1,4,5-triphosphate receptor associated 2-like. The record is from RefSeq and is a predicted model, not a curated record. Gene Ontology annotation, cellular component: nuclear outer membrane; meiotic spindle pole; lateral element. The transcript has 15 exons. Gene Ontology annotation, molecular function: dynein complex binding. Gene Ontology annotation, biological process: telomere localization; chromosome localization to nuclear envelope involved in homologous chromosome segregation; spindle localization. Lineage: Eukaryota; Metazoa; Chordata; Actinopteri; Anguilliformes; Anguillidae. Bases 757 to 2109 code for a protein of 450 amino acids.